GUGUAUGUGAGAGGUGAGCUGUGGAGAGAGAGAAGGAGAGAGAGAGAGAGAGGGAGAGGCGCAUUGAUCUCUCGCGGAGACACGGAACAAGCUCCAGCACGAUGCGCUUCUGAUGCGGAAUCGAGCUCAUUCUCACCGCGGAACACGCUUCGAGCAGGAGCACACGCGGCCGCGAGCCCGAACCCGGAGUUUGGACCUGAUUCAUGCGGAUUGAGCCCAAAGCGGGUGCACGCGGCGCGUUUCAGACCAGAGAGAGAGAGCGCGCACGCACGCGCGACCGAGAGACCGUGCCCGUGCCCGUGCUGAAGGAGCCAUGAGAGAAUACAAAGUGGUCGUGUUGGGCUCCGGUGGCGUGGGAAAAUCCGCGCUAACCGUGCAGUUCGUCACCGGAUCCUUCAUCGAGAAGUACGACCCGACGAUAGAGGACUUUUACCGCAAGGAAAUCGAGGUGGACUCGUCGCCGUCGGUUCUGGAGAUCCUGGACACCGCCGGUACCGAGCAGUUCGCCUCAAUGCGAGACCUGUACAUCAAGAACGGCCAGGGCUUCAUCCUCGUUUACAGUCUGGUGAACCAGCAGAGCUUCCAGGACAUCAAGCCCAUGCGGGACCAGAUCAUCCGGGUCAAGCGCUACGAGCGGGUUCCGAUGAUCCUGGUGGGGAAUAAGGUGGACCUGGAGGGCGAGCGGGAGGUCUCCUCCGGGGAAGGCAAAGCCCUGGCGGACGAGUGGAACUGCCCGUUCAUGGAGACCUCGGCUAAAAACAAGGGUUCUGUGGACGAGCUGUUCGCGGAGAUCGUGCGGCAGAUGAACUACGCGUCGACGCCCGGCGGAGGCGAUCAGUGCUGCUCCUGUGUGAUCCUCUAAACACGGGCGCCAUUACUCGGUGCUUGUUCUCGUCUGUUGCCAUGGUGUUGCAGGAUUUCUGUACUGUUGAGCUGCGUCUCCUCACGAGGAUGAAGAUGAGGAAGAGGAGAGCCUUGGAAUAGUGGAUCACUCUUCAGGAAUUCUGCGAAGAUGUCAUUGAUGUCAACACAAGUGUCUUGCACUCUCAACUGGAACUUAAACCCCAAAAACGUGGAACUCUGAGACGCACGGCAGAAGUUUGCAGCGACUCUUGUUUGGAAACCCUUGUUGUGAAUCUUAUAAAGUAUUGAAACCACUUCCCUCCUCCUUGAGCGCUGCACGAGGACUUUAUUUACUGUUUUGACGUGAGGAUCUUUACGUCAUCGUCGCGUCGAGUGCCUUCCAAAAAGCUGAGUUUAGUGCCAACCUGCGAGGAGUCUCGGUUCGAGGAAAUCCACCCAGUACUUACACACACUUACGCUUGCUAUGGUUUCUGCGGCUGGACGACGCGUCCGUCGACGAACGCUGUUUUGUUUCGGCCUUUGAGUAAAAAUCUUCUUGGCUUUUUCUCCUCAAACACAAACACAGGUACCGAAGCCCUCAGACUCGAAGCCACAAACCACUGUCUCUAGACCAGUUUUGAAUCAGAUCUGUUUUGUUUUUAACAAAUGUGAUGUACCAUUGAAAUUCUAAUCUGAUUGUACGUUUAAUUUCAGACUAGCAUUUUAACAGCUGUCUGAUUGUUUUAAAGAGACUUUUAAUACAUGCAUUUUUAAAAAACA
Rhinichthys klamathensis goyatoka is the source of this 1623-nucleotide messenger RNA. It is a transcript of the gene rap2b, whose product is annotated as RAP2B, member of RAS oncogene family. The transcript is spliced from 2 exons. The record is from RefSeq and is a predicted model, not a curated record. Gene Ontology annotation, molecular function: GTP binding; GTPase activity; GDP binding. NCBI's taxonomy places the organism in Eukaryota, Metazoa, Chordata, Actinopteri, Cypriniformes, Leuciscidae. Gene Ontology annotation, cellular component: plasma membrane. Gene Ontology annotation, biological process: negative regulation of cell migration; Rap protein signal transduction. Bases 314 to 862 code for a protein of 182 amino acids.